AUGCUUGGCCCCCCUCAACACAUUUCGUAUCUGAAAGACAUUCCUAUAGAUUCCGUCAGGACCAAAACCGGUAACCAUAGCUUCCCGGUUGAACACAAGCACGGCCUUGGACAAUGCAGCAUCUUGCCAGCCGCAGAUCUGCCACAUCACAAGGAAAACAUUUUCGCCGCACGCCAUCUAUCAUGGGGCGACUCCUCAUCUUCUGAGCAACCCAACGGCUGCGACCUCGACCGACAAGGCCCAUCGAGCCCGAGUCCAGCAUCAGCGGCCAAUGACCCGCCAGAGCCGACAAGAUUGGGACAAAUUACAGGCGGCGCUUUUGCUCAGCAUCUCCCGGCACGGUUACCUCGUUGCUUGGCGCCGGAUUCGCCAGAGUUCCUGCAGCACAUGGAUCAAGCCUUGCGCUUCAACGAGCAUGACAUGCGUCCUGCUCCUUCUCCUGCUCCUCCUCCUCGCCCUCCUCCCAGCCCUCCCCCUCUUCUCCCUUGCAGGGCAGCUACUGUGCGUGAUGCCUCGUCAGAAUAUCCUUCACCAGAGCACAACACUUCGCGUAUCCAGUCUCCUGUGUCAGAGUAUCAGCAUGGCCACAGACUUAGCCUUUCCAGCUUGUCGCGAUUCGGACGUGCCAACGAUUGUCUAUCCAACCUCCGAUCCAGCUCGCCUGCUUCGUCAAAAGGAGAGGCCGUCGGCGACACGAGCCAUCAUGACUUGAUCGCGGACACGGCGGCAGCUAUCACGGAAUGGCAAGAUGCCGGUCGUCCUCUGAAAAAAAUGUCAUAUCACAAUUAUUCGCUAGCCAAUAGCUCGGAAGUCUUUCCUUCCGACUCUCUUUCUCAGCGGGAAGACUUCUCCUUGGCUCCAUCAAGUCCUCCGUCUACUCCGCCUGACCAGGCAGCCGCGUCCCCAUCGGAUGCCGACGCUGUGGGAGCUCUCGGAGAUCAAUAUGAUGGGACGAUGGAGGCCCGCCAUGAUGCGAGCCCAAAAGUCCGGCAUCCUAUUUCCCCAGCCUUGAAUAAUGGACCUCAUUCGUUCUGCCGUUCCAAGCGCAAGGCCUCGGCCUUUUCUCUGCGCAGUUUGACCAGACCCCUGACAAAACGUCGAAGGCUUGCGGCAUUCUGUCAAUGGGCGAGCAAAGUCAGCCGGCGCUUGACGGAAACGUAUCGCAGGUUCAAAAAUCAGCAUCAGGUCAGGAAGGAGAGGGACCGGGACGCAUGGGGAGCAAAUCGAAGGAGCGAGGAACUGCGGAAUCCACCAAUUAGCUGGUCCAAGGGGAGCAAUGGAGUGUUUGAGUUUCAUGGAGGCCGUCAGAGGAAUGAGGACUGGUGGAAAGAAGGUGUUGGUCGCUAUCGAGCACCCUCGGGGAUGUUUGCCACGGUCAACGACACUGCAGGCCGCUAA
Ustilaginoidea virens is the source of this 1398-nucleotide messenger RNA. RefSeq lists its product as uncharacterized. The transcript has 2 exons. NCBI's taxonomy places the organism in Eukaryota, Fungi, Ascomycota, Sordariomycetes, Hypocreales, Clavicipitaceae. The coding region runs from base 1 to 1398 and encodes 465 amino acids. The record is from RefSeq and is a predicted model, not a curated record.